AUGGAAGAAAAAAAAUACAUUAAACGUAAGGAAAAAGCCGCAAAUGAUGGAAAUCUUGAACAAUUGGCAGUCAGUUGCAAUAAUUUAGGUGAUUUCUAUAAUCAACAUGGCAAGUAUCAACAGGCCGCACAAGAGUAUCAGCAAGAAGCGGAGCUGUAUGAGCGGCUACAUAAAAAACUCGAAAUGGCAAAGGCACAUCGUAUGAUCGGUGAAAUGUGUAUGCUAUUAAGCGAAUUUGAUAACGCUAAGCAACAUAUAAACACAUAUUUAAAAAUUGUUAAAAAUUUACACAACAAAGUAGAGGAACAACGUGCGUAUGCCACAUUAGGCAGAGCAGAGUUACUUUAUGGACAAAGUCUUAGUGAAACUUCAUCAAAAGGUGGUAUGGACCAAUUGAAACAAGCUGAAAAAGCAUUUCUAAAAAGCUUGCUUCUUACUAAAGAACUAUCUGGUCAGAUAACGAAAUUAGAACAGUUGGAUAUGCAGGCUCGUUGUUACUUGAAUAUUGGCGUUGUUAAGGAACAUAUGGAAGAUUUUGAAGAAUCUAUAACUUAUAUAGAAAAAGCUAUCAAAAUCAGCGUAUCAAAUGACAUUUUCGAAUUGACACAUUUAUGUUAUAUAUCGAUGAGCUUGCUUUAUUUUUAUAAAAAGAAUGACGCGACGUUAGCGUUGCGCUAUUGUAAUUUGGCACUCGAUAUUGCAAAACGACUACCGAAUAAAGUUAAAAGAAUAUGUGAAACGUUGAUUACGAAAUCGGAAAUAUUAAUUAAAGAAGGUGAUUUUGCAAGCGCAAAACAAAUAUUGACAAAAGCCUACAAGAAAAAUACGCCUGAUGAAAAUGAUCGUAAUACUAUCGAAAAAUCUUUACGAGUUGGUGAGUUAAAUUUUUUAUUAGAUAAAAAAUAUACGGAUAAAGAACUGAAACAACAACAACAACAACAAAAAUGUAUAAUAGAUGAAAGCUGUCGAAACCACAAAAAGUUAAACACAAAUGUUGCAAACGCUAAUGCUGAUGCUGAUGCUGAUGCUGAUGAUGAAAGAUAUCCUGUCAACAACAAAACAGUUGGAUAG
Messenger RNA from Teleopsis dalmanni, 1071 nucleotides. RefSeq names its product tonsoku-like protein. The transcript is spliced from 5 exons. The record is from RefSeq and is a predicted model, not a curated record. Bases 1 to 1071 code for a protein of 356 amino acids. Lineage: Eukaryota; Metazoa; Arthropoda; Insecta; Diptera; Diopsidae. Gene Ontology annotation, molecular function: protein binding.